AUGGAAGAAAUUUCAAAAGAACUUGAGGGUCUACCGAACAAAGCAUUUAUCAAUACAAUUAAGACUGGUGUAGAUAACUAUAAAGCUGCGUUAAUAUUAAGUUGUUCAGAGCAAUUGGAUUCCCUUAACAAUACAACUGAAGAUAAUCAAGACGAAUCUAACGACGAUAUAUAUUCAAUAUAUGAUAACAAUUUGAAUAUUAAUAUCGAUGCGCAAUCAUUGGGUAAUCAGAAUGAAUCUAACGAUGAUAUACGUUCAAACUAUGUUACCGUCGGCGAUUCAAGCAAGACUGAUGAAAUUGCCUUGGAUAAUAUCAGUGACAUUCCUAAAACUUUGAUUGUGAAUAUCGAUAUACAAUCAUUAGACGAAAUAUGGAAUUUCUUUAUGACAUACGUCCUGAAUAUGGGAAUUUUGUUGAUAUUACAGCCACACUCACGUGAUAUGGAUUUGGUUUUGGAAGUUGGGG
Molecule: messenger RNA, 466 nt
Organism: Dentiscutata erythropus
Lineage: Eukaryota; Fungi; Glomeromycota; Glomeromycetes; Diversisporales; Gigasporaceae
Source: the annotation of a GenBank genome assembly